Messenger RNA from Terrapene triunguis (Three-toed box turtle), 1704 nucleotides. RefSeq names its product PR/SET domain 6 (gene PRDM6). NCBI's taxonomy places the organism in Eukaryota, Metazoa, Chordata, Testudines, Emydidae. The record is from RefSeq and is a predicted model, not a curated record. Bases 1 to 1704 code for a protein of 567 amino acids. Gene Ontology annotation, molecular function: protein binding; histone methyltransferase activity. The transcript has 7 exons. Gene Ontology annotation, cellular component: nucleus.
AUGUUGAAGCCCGGCGACCCAGGCGGAUCUGCUUUUCUGAAGGUGGAUCCAGCUUAUCUCCAGCACUGGCAGCAGCUGUUCCCGCAGAGCAGCCAGCUCAAGAGCAGCGGGGCCCUCACCCAGCUCCCACCGCCCGAGAGAGCGGAUCCCUCGGCUGACAGCCUCCGCCAGCGCCCAGCCUCUCUCUCCUCCGCUUCCUCUUCCUCCUCUUCGUCCACCCCAUCUUCUUCCACCUCCUCUUGCGCCGCCGCCGCCGCUUCCCUGGCCGGGCUGACCUCCAUCUCUGUGGCCCAGAUUCCUGUCUUUGGACCGCUACCGAGCUCCGAGUCCCCCUCCGGAGCCCCGGCCUCCCUGCAGAGCAAAGACUUGUGCGGCGGGGGCGCCAAGUGCAGCGAGCGGGCUGCGCCCAGGUUUCGAUGUACAGCAGAGGAGCUGGACUAUUACCUGUAUGGACAGCAACGCAUGGAGAUCAUCCCCCUGAACCAGCACACCGGUGACCCCAACAACCGAUGUGACAUGUGUGCUGAUAACCGCAACGGAGAGUGCCCCAUGCAUGGGCCACUUCACUCUCUGCGCCGCCUAGUGGGCACUAGUAGUGCUGCAGCCGCAGCACCUCCACCUGAGAUCCCUGAAUGGCUCAGGGACCUUCCCCGGGAAGUGUGUCUGUGUACCAGCACUGUGCCUGGUCUGGCCUAUGGCAUCUGUGCUGCUCAGAGGAUCCAGCAGGGCACCUGGAUUGGGCCUUUCCAGGGAGUUGUCCUUCUGCCGGAGAAGGUUCAAACGGGAGCCAUCAGGAACACUCAGCACCUCUGGGAAAUAUAUGACCAAGAUGGGACACUACAGCACUUUAUUGAUGGCGGGGAACCCAGUAAGUCAAGUUGGAUGAGGUAUAUCCGAUGUGCAAGGCACUGUGGGGAACAGAACCUAACAGUAGUUCAGUACAGGUCAAAUAUAUUCUACAGGGCCUGUAUAGAUAUCCCCCGAGGCACCGAACUGCUGGUGUGGUACAAUGACAGCUACACAUCUUUCUUUGGAAUCCCUUUACAGUGUAUUGCACAGGAUGAAAACUUGAAUGUCCCUUCAACUGUAAUGGAGGCCAUGUCCAGACCAGACACCCUACAGCCAUUUAACAAAAGUAGCAAACUACCCCCUGCCACACCACAGCGAUCCAUAGUAUUUCCACAGACUCCGUGUAGCAGAAAUUUUUCUCUUCUGGAUAAGUCUGGGCCUAUCGAGUCAGGAUUUAACCAGAUCAGUGUCAAAAACCAACGAGUUCUUGCAAGCCCAACGUCAACCAGCCAACUAAAUUCUGAGUUCAGUGACUGGCACCUUUGGAAAUGUGGGCAAUGCUUUAAGACUUUCACCCAGCGGAUCCUCUUACAGAUGCACGUGUGUACGCAGAACCCUGACAGACCCUAUCAGUGUGGCCACUGCUCCCAGUCCUUCUCCCAACCUUCAGAACUAAGGAACCACGUAGUCACCCAUUCCAGUGACAGACCUUUCAAGUGCGGCUAUUGCGGCCGUGCCUUUGCUGGUGCUACAACACUCAACAAUCAUAUCCGGACGCAUACGGGGGAAAAACCCUUUAAGUGCGAGAGGUGUGAGAGGAGCUUCACACAAGCCACCCAGCUGAGUCGACACCAGAGGAUGCCCAAUGAGUGCAAGCCAAUAACAGAGAGCACAGAAUCAAUUGAAGUGGAUUAA